This is a messenger RNA of Echinostoma caproni, 216 nucleotides long. The record is from the annotation of a GenBank genome assembly. Lineage: Eukaryota; Metazoa; Platyhelminthes; Trematoda; Plagiorchiida; Echinostomatidae.
AUGGACGUCCAGGGUAAAGCAGAUGCCUUGGAUGGUUAUUUCGGCAGUAUGCACCAAAUAGAUGACGGUAUGCCAAGAAUCCUGAAGCUAGGAUCCUCACAACCAGAAUUUGAGGAGAUUCUGUUAUCGGAAGAGAUAGUGCGCCUGCAGUUGGAGGGUCUAGACGUCCAUAAGGCGGCUGGAUCGGAGGAGAUAUACAGGACCAAGGCUUUGUAG